Molecule: messenger RNA, 2516 nt
Organism: Toxorhynchites rutilus septentrionalis
Lineage: Eukaryota; Metazoa; Arthropoda; Insecta; Diptera; Culicidae
Product: sulfhydryl oxidase 1-like
Exons: 2
Coding region: 188-2182 (664 amino acids)
Biological process (GO): protein folding
Cellular component (GO): Golgi membrane
Molecular function (GO): protein disulfide isomerase activity; flavin-dependent sulfhydryl oxidase activity
Source: RefSeq, a predicted model, not a curated record
CUGCACGUCAACCAGUCUCAGGAAAGCAGUCAUAUGGGUUGGUUUUGUUUACAUGAAGUGGAAUUUUUCCCUUGUUAAGGAGAGAUCAUUUAUCCUUUAUUGAAAAAUUGGUUCGCUUGCAGCGAAUAAAUCGGUUUGCCCUUGUGCCUCGAUGGAUUAGUAUAGUCGCUCACUCGCCAAGUUGCAGAUGUCGCGUUUCAAGAUUUUACUAGCAGUGGGUGGAGCCUUGCUGUUGCUGCCUUCGACGGAAAUACACGGUGCCAAUAUACGCAGUGGUGGUGAACCGAGUCUGUACGAGCAGCAUCUGUUCAAACGGCAGGCCGCCAAGCAGAACGAUGGCCAGCAGACGAGCGGACUCUACGACGAGAAUGAUUCGGUUAUCUCGCUGACCGCCGGCAAUCUGAAGGAGAGAGUAUUCCAGCAGCCUCACGCUUCGCUGGUUGAGUUUUAUAACUCCUAUUGUGGCUUUUGUCGGCGAUACGCGCCGAUCUGGAAACAGCUGGCCAGUGACAUUCUGGGCUGGCAGAAACUGGUGAAGGUGACUGCCCUGGAUUGCUCCCAGGAUGAGAACAAUGCCAUAUGUCGGGAGUUCGAGGUGAUGGCGUAUCCGACGAUACGUUUCUUCGCACCGUAUUACGAGGAUGGAGCUCAGAAGAUCGGUGAUGCGAUUACGGCACAUGCUGAAACGGAAGUAAUCAACGCCCUCAUCGGACACAUGCACAAUGUUACGCAAAAACCGCCAGGCUGGCCAGAUUUCACCCCAAUGAUUGAUAACGCCUCGAAAAGCGAACUCUUCGCGACAACCGAAUCUCGAACCGUGCCUCCCAAAUAUGCCUAUAUAAUCAACGAAAAUGAAACCAACGGAACAACGGUAGGAAGUCAGAUCAUUCUUGACUUCAUCGACACACCAUCGGCAGUGAUAAAACGAACCAAGGAUCUAACCCAGCCCAGUGGGUUGCGAGCCAUAAUUAGAGAAACCAUGAGCGAAGUUCCGCUACCGGUGGAUGAAUUCAACCGGGAAAAACUGGCGGCUGCAAUCCGCAGACAUCUCAACGAACAUCAUAUCAGCGUGACGGAGGUCUCGACCAAAUCUACCAACAAGGAAUCAUCCACCGAUCAAAACAUUUCCGAAAUCAUGGAGCGGAAACAGGAGGAAGCGUUGCGAGCGAAGGUAAAGGAACUUGGCCCUGCCGUGAUAUACCAAGCCGAUCUGGAGGAAGCUUUGAAGUUCGCAUUGUACCACGAAGUGACACGAUUCAAGAAGAUCGACGGCGAACGAUUACUGGCGCUGCAGAGAUUUUUGAACGUUCUCGUUCGGUACUUUCCUUUCAACGAAAAUGGAAUCAAAUUUCUGAAAGAAGUACGACAAUUUGUACUGAAUUCUGAAGAAGGUAUAGAUGGAGACGAUUUCGCGAGUAAUGUGAAACAAAUAGAGCUCAAUCGUGCAUCGAUCUUUGCUUCGAAUCGCUGGAUGGGAUGCGCUAGCAGUAAGGAUGGUUUGAGACGAUAUCCCUGUGGCCUGUGGACACUUUUCCACUACCUGACAGUGCAAGCUGCCGAAUCAGAGAUGUCGACAGAUCCUCUGGAGGUUCUCCAAGCGAUGCACGGUUUCAUAAAAUAUUUCUUCGGUUGUUCCGAUUGUUCCAACCACUUCCAGCAGAUGGCUUCCCGGAACAAAAUUUGGAACGUAACGAGCAAAGAUGAUGCAGUGCUCUGGCUGUGGGCAAGCCACAACGAGGUGAACCGACGGCUGGCCGGCGAUGCAACCGAAGAUCCCGAACAUCCGAAGAUUCAGUUUCCACCUGCCGAAGUAUGUCCACUGUGUCGCAAAACGUUGCUCACCAAUCAUCACAACCACCAGCAGUACACGCUGGAUGGGGGGAACGAAUGGGAUCUGCUGCAGGUGCUCGCAUUUUUGAAGAACAUGUAUAACUUUGCUAAUCGGAGUCCUGUGGGGUUGCAAGAUGAUGGUAUCCUGCCGCAGAAGAUGGCCUACUCCGGCACGGGGGAGAACUUUCAAACCAAUCGAAUCUUUGGUAACGUACUGAACGAGAUGGACAUACGGAUGGGAGCGCUGCUGUAUGUGGCCUGUAUUGUGAUGCUACUGAUCGCAGUGAAAAUGGUGGUGAAACGGGGAUACCGGAAGAAGAUGUAUGCUCAUGAUAUACUAGGAAAGGUGUAAUUGUAUGUUUUGUUUUCUCGAAGAUUUUGCAAACUUUUCUCUGCAGCUCAAGAAUUGUUUAUUUACAACUAUUUGUUUUUAGUCUUCGAAUGUCAAUUCCAAACAAUAUGAACGACAAACAUGAGACAGUGUGCUUGUAUGUGUACGAAGUUGAUAAGAAGGAAAAUUUACAUCGACAUAGGUCAAUUUAUAUAAAUUCUCAGUGAUAUUUUUUUUGUUUCUCUGCUCGGUGCAAAGUUCUGAAUUGUGAAUAUUGGCAUAGUUUAAGUAGGAACCAAUAUGAAAUGGGUUUACAUGAAUGCAAACAUUCGAAAUAUAUCAAAAUAUAGGCCGA